UCAUAGGGGUAUUUACCUGAAUAGGUCUUAAUUUGUCUUGAGCUGGGGGGCCGGACCGGCCUUUAAAACCCUUUUCCUGAAUUUCGCAAGUGCGACUGUGUUUUGUGCUUUUAGGGCGCUAUAAAAGAAUGCCUGUAUUCAAUCCCCGCUAAACCAACGGCACGCCGGCACGGACCGCCGCCGAAACGGAAUUUGCCGAACGGCUCGGCGAACACGCGCACCGUAAAGCCCCGCCGACCGGGCGUAGGUCACUAACGUAUUUAAAGCAUGACGCUCAAGGUGUCGGCGCCGGAUGGCGUCAAGGUGUACCAUAUCACCAGCGGCAAGACUAUGCCGCAGUGGGUUGCGGAGAGCAAAAAGAAGUCGCUCAAAAAGAAUGACGAAUACCGGCGGCGCCUGGAGCUGAUUCAGGAUUUUGGCUUCAAGUCUGCGGCGCAGCGGGUGAAGGUCACACCUGACCAGAACUACAUCUUUGCCACUGGAUACCACCCUUUUUCGCUCCGCUGCUUCGACCUGUCCAACCUGUCCAUGAAGUUCGAACGCAACCUGGACGCCGAGGUGGUGGACUUCCAGAUCCUGUCCGACGACUUCUCCAAACUGGCCUUCCUGUGCUCCGACCGCUCCAUCAUGUUCCACGCGCGCUUCGGCUCCUACUACCGCACGCGUGUGCCCAAGUUCGGUCGCGACCUGGCCUACUUCGCCCCGGCCGCCGAGCUGCUGGUGGCGGGCAGCGCCAACGAGGUGUACCGCCUCAACCUGGCGGAGGGCCGCUUCAUGAGCCCGCUGCCCACAGCCGCGCCGGCCAACAACGCCUGCGGCGUGUGCCCCGCCCACGGGCUGUUCGCCACGGCUGGCGAGGACGGGCAGCUGGAGUGCUUUGACCUCCGGCAGCGCACCAGCGUAGGACUGCUGGAAGCGGCGGCGGCGGCGGGGGCGCCGGGCCAGGAGCUGACAGCGCUGCGCUUUGACGACAGCGGCCUGCACGUGGCUGUGGGGACCUCCAACGGUCUGGUGGCGCUGUACGACCUGCGGUCGCAGCGGCCGUUGGUGGUUAAGGAUCACAUGUACGGCAGCAAAAUUGUGGACAUCAAGUUCCACUCGUACGGCGCGGACGCGAGCGCCGGCAAUCGCCGCGUGAUCAGCAGCGACAAGCACAUUAUCAAGGUGUGGGACAUCAACACGGGCGACAACUACACGUCCAUAGAGCCCGAGGAGGGAGACAUCAACGACGUGGCAGUGUGGCCCGACUCGGGCCUGAUCAUGGUCGCCAACGACUCGCCCAACAUGCACGGCUACUUCGUGCCCAGCCUGGGGCCGGCGCCGCGCUGGUGCUCACACCUGGAGGCCCUGACUGAGGAGCUGGCGGAGGCCGCGCCCACCGUGUACGACGACUACCGCUUCGUGACGCGCGCCGACCUGUCGCGUCUGGGCCUGGACCACCUCCUGGGCACCUCACUGCUGCGGGCAUACAUGCACGGCUUCUUCGUCGACAACAGGCUGUACGCCAAGGCCAAGGCGCUGAUGGACCCGUUUGCGUACGAGACGUACCGCCAGCAGCGCAUCGCCAAGAAGAUGGAGGAGGAGCGCACCGCGCGCAUCUCCAUCCUCAAGAAGCUGCCCAAGGUCAACACCAACGUCGCGGCGCGCAUCAUGGCCGAGUCUGCCGUCGCCGCCGCCAAGGCCGCCGAGCAGGCCGCCGCCGCCGCAGGCGCUGGAGGCGACGAGGACGGCGCGGCAGCCGCUGCCGCGGCCGCCGGCUCUAAGAAGGGCAAGGUAUCCAAGGAGGCUGCGGCCGCCGCGGCGGGCGCCAACAUGCUGUCGGACAACCGUUUCUCUGCCAUGUUCGAGGACCCGGAUUUCGCGAUUGACGAGGAGGCGGAGGAGUACCGCAUGCUGCACCCCAACGCCGUGCGCGAGAAGCGGGCGGAGCAGGACCUGCUGCGGGAACACUUCCAGGAGGUGCUGGACAAGGAGGAGCAGUCGGACGAGGGCGACGGCGACGGCGACGAUGAGAGCGGCGACGAGCUCGACGAGAUGGGCGAGCGCCCCUCCGCCGCGUCCGGCGCCAGGCCCCUCGACGGAAACAACAAGCGCAGCCGCAGCGCCGACGCCAAACGCCUUCCGGACCGGCCGGCGGCGGGCGGCGACGCCAAGCGCGCGCGAACGGCGGGCGGCGCGGGCGGGCCGAGCAUGUUCGUGGCACGUGACGCGGCGGCGGCGGAGGCGUUCCGCCGUGGCGAGAGCUUGGCGGAGAAGAUGAACCAGCCACUGGCGGACCGUAUGGCGAUGGAGCCGGCGAGCGCGCCGCCGCGGCGGCUGGGCGGGAGUCGCGAGGUGUCGUUCGUGCCGCGCAGCGGUGGCGAGUUCCGUGGCGGGAGAGGCGGCGCCGGCGGGCGGGGGCGAGGCGGCGGUCGCGGCGAGCGCGGGCGCGCGGGCCGUCGCGAGGCGGGGGCCGGGGAGGAGGCGGGCGAGGGCGGGGCGGCGGUGGUCGGGGCCGCGGAGGUGGUGGCGGUGGUGGGCGAGGCCGGGGUGGCGGUGGCCGCGGCGGUGGCGGCGGGAGAGGCCGGGGCGGUGGCGGCAGCCGGGGGCGGGGCCGGCGGUAAGCGCGGGCUAGGGUGCGGUGCGAAUAGCUUCAGUGUACUGUAGGCAGGAACGCAGGGUGCGUGGGCGCAGGAGGUAGGGGAGCUGUAGCAGCGGGCUGGGCAGACACUUUACGAAAGCAGUGCAGGAUUGUGUUGGUUAUGCCAGAAAGCGUUGGUGUGAUCAGAGGGGCCAGGGGCACGGCCUUGCUGUGCAAGUCGGAUUUGCAAGGUUUCUAGCGCAUUGUGGAAGCAAUUAAGCUGGCUGGCAAUGCCACUGCUUGGAGUACGCAAGUGCACCGCGUGCACGCAGCAGGGAUGCGACGCUACGCGUAUGAUAUGCUGUGUCCAGACU
Messenger RNA from Chlamydomonas reinhardtii, 2934 nucleotides. RefSeq lists its product as uncharacterized. The record is from RefSeq and is a predicted model, not a curated record. Gene Ontology annotation, biological process: maturation of SSU-rRNA from tricistronic rRNA transcript (SSU-rRNA, 5.8S rRNA, LSU-rRNA). Bases 268 to 2646 code for a protein of 792 amino acids. Lineage: Eukaryota; Viridiplantae; Chlorophyta; Chlorophyceae; Chlamydomonadales; Chlamydomonadaceae. Gene Ontology annotation, cellular component: small-subunit processome; 90S preribosome; nucleus. The transcript is spliced from 13 exons. Gene Ontology annotation, molecular function: protein binding.